UUGAUGGAAUCAUGUUGACGUUUCUUUUAUUACUGGUCAGCGCCGGUGGCGUCAUCUAUGUCUGGUUGAAUCAGCACUACACGUACUGGCGCCGACGCGGCGUGCCGGGGGAACGACCCGUUUUCCUGUUGGGUAACAUGCGCGGCUUUGCGCGAAGUGUUCACUGGAUGGACAUUAACUGGCGCAUCUAUGACAAGUUUAGGGGACGGGAACGAUUCUGCGGCUUUUACACGUUCCUUAGCAAGGCGUUUUUUGUGCUCGACUUGGAACUGAUUAAGCGGAUCAUGAUCAGCGAUUUCAACAGCUUUGCGGAUCGGGGACUCUUCCACAAUGUGCGCGAUGAUCCACUCACUGGAAAUUUGCUGUUUCUAGAUGGCGAGCAGUGGCGCUGGCUACGCCAACACCUGACGCCUGUUUUUAGCUCCGGUAAGAUGAAGUUUAUGUUUCCCACAAUGGUCCAAGUGGGCGAGCAGCUGGCGCUGAGCGCCGAGCAACAACUGGGCGAAUUCGAAGCGAAGGAUCUGUGCGCUCGCUUCACCACGGAUGUCAUUGGCAGCUGCGCCUUUGGUCUGGAGUGCAACAGUCUCGCCAAUCCGGGAUCGGAAUUCCGCGAAAUGGGUCGCUCGAUAACGGAACGCCCGCUGCAUCAGGGCAUGGUACAGGCCUUUAUGUUUGCUCAGCCGCAGCUGGCAAGGAAACUGCGCUUGCGUCUCUUUCGGCCGGAGGUGAGUCAGUUCUUCAUGGACACUGUGCGUCAGACUAUGGAGUACAGAAAACGCGAGCACGUCAAGCGCAACGAUCUCAUCCAGCUGCUCAUAGAGCUGGGCGAGCGCACGGACGAAACGGAGGCAGCGCUGAGCUUCGAGCAGAUUGCCGCACAAGCCUUGGUCUUCUUUCUGGCCGGCUUUGACACCUCCUCCACGACUAUGUCUUUUUGCCUGUACGAGCUAGCGCUCAAUCCUGCUGUGCAACAGCAGCUGCGCCAGGAAAUACAAGGCACCUUGAAGCGUCACAAGCAACAGCUAAGCUACGAGUGCCUGCAGGAGAUGACCUACCUCAACCAGGUGGUGGCAGAAACUCUGCGUAAAUAUCCCGUGCUGCCGCAUCUGGUGCGCCGCACAACCAAUGCAUACAACGUGCCGGAGAGCAGCCUCGUGCUGGAGCCAGGCACGCGGGUUAUGAUACCCGUGCAUAGUAUUCACCACGAUCCAGAUAUUUAUCCCGAUCCCGAAAGCUUUGAUCCCUCACGCUUCGAGCCCGAAGCGAUCCUCUCGCGUCAUCAAUUCGCCUAUCUGCCGUUCGGGAAUGGACCCCGGGCCUGCAUAGGUGAGAGAUUUGGCCUGAUGCAGGUGAAGAUUGGCAUUGUAACACUCUUGCGCCAUUAUCAGUUUCGGAGCACUCAGAGAACUCAGAUUCCUCUGAAAUUUAGCAAAAAAAAUUUUCUUAUCGCUACGGAGUCUGGAAUUCACCUCCAAAUGGAGCGACUUGAUGUCGACUCACCAUUUGAUCACAUAGUCCAACCGCUCCACAGACUCAGUCGGCGCAGAUCAGUUGAAAGUGAAACGCGCGAAAUGCUGGAUGUAAUUGCGCUGCUCUUAAUUACACUGGCCGUCGGGUUCUGGUUUGUGCGCACGAGACUCAGCUACUGGGCGCGACGGAGCAUCAGCCAUGCGCGACCCACUUUUCCCAUGGGCAACCUGCAGGGUUUUCGGAAGGACAAGCACUUCAAGGACAUUCUGACGCCACUUUACGAGAGCUUCAAGCCCACCGGGGCGCCCUUUGCGGGCUUCUACUUUAUGCUGCGACCGGUGGUGUUGGUGCUGGACCUGGACCUGGCCAAGGAAGUGCUCAUCAGGGACUUUGCCAACUUUGAGGAUCGCGGCUUGUACCACAAUGAACGCGAUGAUCCACUCACAGGCCACCUGUUUCGAAUAGAUGGACCCAAGUGGCGACCGCUGCGCCAGAAGAUGACGUCCACCUUUAGCUCCGGCAAGAUGAAGUUCAUGUUCCCCACGGUGUGCGCCGUGGGCGAGGAGCUAGCUCAGGUCUGCGCUGAACAGGCGCAGAAUUCCAUUUGUGGCAUUCUGGAGAUAAACGAUCUGAUGGCCAGAUACACCUCGGAUGUGAUUGGGAGCUGUGUUUUUGGCUUGGACUGCAAUGGACUGCGUAAUCCGGAGGCCGAGUUCGCCGUAAUGGGGCGACGCGCCUUCAUAGAGCGACGCCACAACAAACUUAUCGAUGGCUUCAUUGAGAGCUUUCCGAGUCUGGCACGCCGUCUGCGCCUAUGCCAGAUACACCAGGACAUUACGGACUUUUACAUGCGCAUCGUGAGGGAUACGGUCAAGGAGCGCGAGUCUAAGGGUAUUGUGCGUAACGAUUUCAUUAAUCUGCUCAUCGAGAUGAAGCAGCGCGGGGAGCUAACGCUGCCCGAAAUGGCCGCACAGUCGUUCAUAUUCUUUGUCGCCGGCUUCGAUACCUCAGCCUCGACCUUGGGAUUCGCUCUCUACGAACUGGCCAAGCAGCCACAGCUCCAGCUUAAGCUUAGACAGGACAUUGAGCAGGCGCUACAGGCGCAUGGAGGACAAUUUACGUACGAGUGCAUGCAGGAGCUGCGCUACAUGGAGCUGGUGAUAGCAGAGACGCUUCGCAAGUAUCCCGUAUUACCUCAUCUGUCGCGUGUCUCUCGCAACUUUUAUGCGGCCAAGGGCAAUAAACACUUCUACAUCGAGCCUGGCCAGAUGGUUUUCGUACCAGUCUAUGGCAUACAUCACGACCCAGAGCUAUAUCCGGAGCCUCACAAGUUUAUUCCGGAGCGUUUUCUAGCCGACCAGAUGGCACAGCGACACACCGCCUCCUGGCUGCCCUUUGGCGACGGACCCCGCAACUGCAUCGGCAUGCGCUUCGGCAAGAUGCAGACGAGCGUUGCCCUCUUUUAUCUGCUAAAGCGCUUUCAGUUCAGUGUCUGUCCGCGGACCGUGUCCAAAAUUGAUUUUGUCAAUUCCAACAUAUUGCUAUGUCCAGCCAAUGGCAUCUAUUUGAAGGUUGAAGAGCUAAAGAAAUAAUAAUACAAUCACAUUUAUCAAAUUGACAUUAUCCAAUCUUAUGUGCU
This is a messenger RNA of Drosophila montana, 3109 nucleotides long. RefSeq lists its product as uncharacterized. The record is from RefSeq and is a predicted model, not a curated record. The transcript has 4 exons. Bases 12 to 3062 code for a protein of 1016 amino acids. NCBI's taxonomy places the organism in Eukaryota, Metazoa, Arthropoda, Insecta, Diptera, Drosophilidae. Gene Ontology annotation, molecular function: heme binding; monooxygenase activity; oxidoreductase activity, acting on paired donors, with incorporation or reduction of molecular oxygen.